Molecule: messenger RNA, 1411 nt
Organism: Dimorphilus gyrociliatus
Lineage: Eukaryota; Metazoa; Annelida; Polychaeta; Dinophilidae
Source: the annotation of a GenBank genome assembly
GUUCACUUUACGAAUUUUGGCAAUUGGAGGAAGACCACUUGUUGGUUGUUUGACUUUUUUAAACAUUUUUUUGUUGGGAAAAAGUAUUAAUAAUGGUUUCGUUGAAAUUUCUGUUAGGUUUCGUCUUUUUAAUAGGAGGUAAGUUAUGAAUAUAAUACAAAUUUAUCUAUUUGGAAACCUUAUUAAUAUUCCCCCCUUUCGAAUGUACAGUCGUUGGAAGUGAAAGCCUAAAAUGCCCUCAAUAUUACCAAGAAGUAGAGGGUGGUUGUUUCAGAAUUGUGUAUAUUAAAGAGGUACGAAUUUUGAAUGACUCCAUUUUUCAUUUAUUUUUUUUUAUUGUAAUAAAAAUAAUUAAACGACCAAAAAUAUUUAGGGAGGAACAAUCGUAAAUAAUAGAGAGACGGCUACACAGUUUUGUAAGUUGGCGUUUUUUGAUUCGGUAUCUCAAAUGCAGAAUGUUGAGUCAAUUGUUCGAAGUUCACAUGCCGAAAAAUUUACUUCGGUUGAUCAUUUAUCUUUCUGGUUUGGUAUGUCGAAACAUGGCAACCAUUGGAAAUGGGAGCGUUUCGGGAACGAGACAAUGAUAUUUGAUCAAAUGAUGUAUGGCAUUAUAUAUGGUCGAGUAUUUCCAUCUUGUCUAGAUUAUACACAGGCAACGUUGAACAUUUAUCAAAUUGUUGAAACUCAAAUUAUGACGACAAGUAAUAAUGCUACCGCCGAUGGUUUAAUAUGUAGAGCCGAUUAUGAAAAAGGCCCUGAAAAUGUUAUUGAAGGCGAUCCGCAUAUAAUUCAAAAGUUGUUGAAGAGUGAGGAGAAGUUUUGUUAUGAUCUUAUUGGCAAGUCUGGUGAUGUUUUUACAUUAAUUGAUGAUAGAGCAUCGGAAGCAACUGUAAUGGCCGAAUUAAAAGACGAUUAUUAUUUUCAUAAAGUUAUACUAAUUAGCGGAAAAGAUAGAAUUGUUAUCUCUGCCGAUUACGGGGUUGUUGGUGAAAAGAAGAUGAGCUGGUCGGCGGGAGAUGGUAUGAAAUUGUUUAAAAAAGGGAUUGCCAUUGCGAAAAAAGAUUCGCUAUUCUAUGUGCUUUUGGGUGUAAACGACUUGUAUGGUAUUAAGAUAGUAAGAAAGCAAAAGGAUUGGGGCUACUACAUUGACGUCUUGUUCGAUCAAAGAAAGGGAAUUCAAAAUAUUAAUUCACUAUCUGGUGGUUUGUUUGGUUGGGUUCAGAGUGGCGACUACGAAUUUAAUUUUCCAGUUCAAAGUCAUACAGAGGGUAAAAAGCUUCGAGGAUCUAUUCAAGUACGAGGUAAACUUUUCGACGCUUUCUACAUAAUCGGCUUGGAUGGAAAACCGUGUUGGUCUCUUCCAAUCGACCAUAUCCUAUAUCCAAGAAAUUCUAAUCACUUUCGCCUGUAA